Molecule: messenger RNA, 1625 nt
Organism: Lecanosticta acicola
Lineage: Eukaryota; Fungi; Ascomycota; Dothideomycetes; Mycosphaerellales; Mycosphaerellaceae
Source: the annotation of a GenBank genome assembly
AUGGUACGUUCACAUUCACUCGAAAUAAGUACUAUGCGCUGAUACAAUAUGCACAGGUGGUCCUCAGUGCAGCCAUCACCACCCGCAGUGGGAAACCCAUUCUCGCCAGACAAUUCCGCCAGAUGCAGCGAUCGCGAGUCGAGGCACUGCUGGCAUCGUUCCCGAAAUUGGCAGAUACUGCUUCUCAACAUACGACCGUCGAACAGGACAACGUGCGAUUUGUGUACCAGCCGCUGGACGAGCUAUACAUGGUCCUCAUCACCAAUCGCCAGUCCAACAUUCUUCAGGACAUCUCCACCCUCCACUUGUUUGCUCAGGUUGUCGGAUCGAUAUGCAAGAGCAUGGACGAGCGCGAGAUCACUCGCUGUGCAUAUGAGCUCUUGUCUGCCUUUGACGAGGUAGUCACGUUGGGCUACAGGGAGAAUCUCACAUUGAGCCAAAUCAAGACAUUCCUGGAUAUGGAGUCCCAUGAGGAGCGCAUUCAGGAGAUCAUUGCACGGAAUAAGGAGCUGGAAGCUUCAGAGGAGCGGAAACGGAAGGCCAAGCAGCUCGAGAUGCAGCGCAAAGAGAUGUCCCGCACUACCAGAGUUGGCGGCGGCAGCAUGGGAGGCAUGCCACGGACAUCAUCAUACACUUCAUACACUCCUCCGCCCACAGCACCCACCAUGACCGACUCUUAUGAUUCGUAUAAUGCCGCCAAGAACCAAUCUUUCAGCAAGCCCCUUGCAACAAGAGGAAAGGGCAUGCAAUUGGGCAAGAAGAAGACGUCCAACUCAAUGUAUGAGCAAGUCCGAGGGGACUUGGGGCCGGAGGCAGAGGCCAAUACUCCUCUGGCUGGUGUUCCUGCACCUUCUGCUCAGCCGGUCCAACCUUCUGUGCCAGCGACAAGAGGCAGCAUCGACAGAGAAGGCAUUCACAUUACCGUCGCCGAGGCCAUCUCCGCGAAGCUGUCAAGAGAAGGCGCCAUCGAGUCUUUCGAAGUCAAGGGUGACUUGCAGCUCCGAAUUACUGACUCCAGCCUCACGCAGGUCAAGCUCGAUCUAGCUGUGGGCGACACCAAGGGUGCACAGCUCAACGCACAUCCAAAGGUCGAUAAAGCCCAGUUCAAGAACAACAAUACCAUCCAGCUCAGCGACACCAGCAAGGGCUUCCCGUCCAACAACAGCAUUCAAGUGAUGCGCUGGCGUCUCGCUGCCAAGCCCGACGACAUUGCGGACCCGCCCAUCAAAUUUACAGUCUGGACCUCCGAAAUGUCAGCAAACACCUACAGCAUCACGGUCGAAUACGAACUCACCGGCUCCGAUCCUCUGAAGGAUGUUACCGUGAUUAUUCCGUACGCGACGUCUGAGCCCUCGGUCUCCAGCUUUGAUGCUGUCUACGAGGUCAGUGGCGACAGCAUUGAUUGGACCAUCGGCGAUGUGGACGACAGCAACGCCAGCGGCAGCUUCGAAUUCGAAGCACAAGCAUCUUCUGAAGGAGAGUUCUUCCCGAUGCAGGUGCGGUUUGCCAAGAGCAGGCCAUGGGUGGAUAUCGAUGUGACUAGCGUCAGCCUGUUGAACAUGAACCAGGAUGUGGGCUUUGGCAAGGAUGUGAGGUCUGUUGCGGAGAGUUACGUGAUUGUUUAG